CCCUUCCUCCUCACCGCUCUGUGACAGUCACCGGCCAUUCUGGGGGGCAGCGGAGGAGGAGCUGCGUCACCGGCUGUGGUGUGACAGGGCGCAUGGGAACAGGGCUCCUUAUCGCUUCACCGUGGGAAGUUUAAACCUCUUCCCGUUUUGGGGGCUGUGCCCAGAGGGAGGUUAAUCCCUGUAUGUGCACUGACAUGUCCUCCAAUCACCCCAGAGUGAAACGCACCUCCAGUUCCCCUACCAAUGGCCCCCCGGGGGCAGGUGCAGCAGCGGGCAGCCGUCUCCUUCAGCCUAUUCGGGCUACAGUGCCCUUUCAGCUCCUGCACAGCCCCAGCCGGUCCCCUUCCGCUUCAGUCGGGAGUAACACGGAGCCCGCCCCCCCUAGUCCCUCAAGCUGCACCCCGCCGCCCCCUCUCCCCCUUGCCCAGCAUCACACCUCGGCCAGUGAAGCGGUCGGAGCCCGAGUCCGCAGGAGGAGAAGCACUUCCCCGGACAGGAGGAGCGCAGGGUCCCCUGGAGGCAGAGCUGAGAGGUCAAAUUCACUUCAGUUAAGAACAUCGAAUGCAAUCAGGAGAACUUCUUCCUUGGAUACCAUAACUGGACAAUACCUCACCGGACAUUGGCCCAGAGACACUCAUGUGCACUACUCUUCAUGCAUGAAUGAUAAAUCUACGCAGACACCAAACUGCUGGGGGGAAGAAGGUGCAACAAAGAGAAGUCAUCAGCGCUCGGCCUCUUGGAGCAGUGCUGACCAACUCAAAGAGAUUGCCAAGCUAAGGCAACAACUCCAACGUACCAAGAACAGCAGUCGUCUCCUCAAAGAGAAGGACAAUCAGCUGCCUGUGCAAGGGAAUCAUGUAGCCGUCAGUCACACUCAGCCUGUAGAAGUUCCAGAUGGGAGAAGAGCACCAGUACCUUCCACCUGUCGGAGUAGCAGCACCCGCAGCAUUGACACACAGACUCCCUCAGUUCAUGAGCGAAGCAGCAGUUGCAGCAGCAAUCAUUCUCCUUGUGCUUCUCCAUCUUGCCCUCACGAGUCACAGGAAGGAAGUCCAUGCUCAGCGGAUGAUCUGCUCUUUGACCGAGACAAGGACAGCGGGAGUAGCUCACCGCUACCCAAGUAUGCCUCAUCUCCCAAACCAAACAACAGCUACAUGUUCAAACGAGAGCCCCCAGAGGGAUGUGAGCGAGUGAAGGUCUUUGAGGAACUGUCGACUCGCCCACCAGUCUCUACCGCUCUCUUUUCAUGCCCUGACAAAAACAAGGUUAAUUUCAUCCCCACUGGAUCAGCCUUCUGCCCAGUAAAACUGUUGGGGCCUUUACUGCCUGCUUCAGAUCUAACUCUCAAGAACUCCCCAAAUCCUCCCCCAAGUUCUGCAGUGAGCCCCAUGACAGUUGAGCACCUUUCAUCUCAGGUCUCCUCUUCAUCUCUGUCUGAUGGUGCCCCAAGUGCAGCUGAUAACGAUGGAGACAAUGACCAUUCAUCACCCCAAGAUCAACAGCUUGGGCUGGAACUACUGACUGAUGAUCAGUUGUCGGCACCCUCACCUACUCAGAACCAUGUUUUCAUGUAACCACCAGCAGAGCUGGACUCUGUUGCUACAAGUUGACUUGAAUCCAGAUCACCAACUUCUGCAUGUUGAUUGGUAAAGCUUUCUGAUCAGUUAAAUAAUAAUAAAAAAAACAAAAAAACAACAAUAAUGUAAUGCUUAGCGUGAAUUAUCAUAUUUGCCAUGUAAUCUUGGACUGGGGCUGAACUUAUGUUUUCUCUUGACUAGCAACAAUUAGUACAGGAUUCCCACUGUUAUAAAGAAAUGAUCUCUUUGUGGACUAUGCAUUACACAGUACAUCUGAACAGGUAUAAUCUGCAUUCUUCUGUCUUUAGAAAUAUUCCUUAGCUCCACCUAUACCAAUCAAAUGCCUGUCUCUGCAGUGUAUGACCUUGCUGUGUUGUGUCCUAUGAGGAAUACUGUGCUUCAGGGUUCUUUUUACAGUUGGUCCAGCUCUUUGACAUUGAAUCGGUUUGAGUGGAGAGAACAUCUGCUAUGCAUUGCAUUCCCGAACCCUCUCGCACUGAAAAGAGUGCAAAAACUCAUGGGCCUCAUGAGUUGCACAGAUCCUGUCCUAAGGCCUAGCUUUCAGGUACUUCAGAUAAAGUCUAAAACUCAGGUAACAUGGAAUGUAAACUACAUUGGAAAUAUCACACUUACAGCUUCACACAGAAGCUUACUAGUGGCACAAAGCUUUUUUGACAUUGACUAUUUUGGAAUAAGUUCCAGGUGGAAGGUCCUGUCACUGGUCUCUAAUAAGAACCAGCAAAGCUGUAUAUCGCUAUGACAAUGUAUAUUCUUUCAAUUUUUUUACUUUUUCAGCAUAGCCUUGUUGUGGCUAUAUCGAUAUUGCAUAUCCAAUCCCAGUGGUUAGACCAGGGGUCCCCGACCUUUUUUACUCGUGAGCCACAAACGAGUUGGAGAGCCACACAAGCAUGGAAAAGUCCAUGGGGAUGUCAAGUAAGGAAUGUUAUUGGCUAUUUGGUAGCCCCUAUAUGGACUAGUAGCCUACAGGAGUCUCUGUUUGGCAGUGCACCUGGUUUUUAUGCAACCAAAACUUGCGUCUAAGCCUGGAAUUCAAAAAUAAGCACUUGCUUUAGGCCACUGGGAGCAACAUCCAAGGCAUUGGUGAGCAACAUGUUGCUUGCGAGCUACUGGUUGGGGACCACGUGGUUAGACUAUUAGCUUUAAAAAUAAACAAAAUACUAUUUUGAAUUCACAAGUGUGUUGAGUGCGUCAUAGAAAGGCUUCUCUUUCUCCCUACCAUCCUUGCUUGUAUCUUUUUUUUUUUUUUUUAUGAAGCCAUAUUUAAUGGUUGCCCUUAGUAUGGGAAAUCAGAGUUGAUGUUUAGUUUCUCAUGUGGGAAAUGCAUUUCUGCUGACUAUGUCCAGCAUUUUCCGCCCUCCUUCUAUUUUCAAGAUAUUGGACAUUUUGAUAAAUAGCACAAGCAAUACUUUGUUCGCCUGCUAAUCAAAAUGGUAGAAUCCCACGCAAGCGCUGGGAUUAUAUUUUUAUAUUUAGAGCUGUCCUGUAGAUUUUACUACUUGCAAUUCAUAUCUUUUCUCACACGUGCACUUCAAGUGUCUUCAUUGAAGAAUAACGGCACUACAGUGUCAGGCCUAAUAUCAAAUUUUGUUACCGUGUCUCUGCCCCCCCCCCCCCCCCCGUUGGGCAUUACCAAUGUACAGAUUACAUUACACUUUUAUGCCCUUCCAGUAUAUAUAGUACCUAGCUUUCUAGCUAUUGAUGCAGGAAUUCUCCCUGCUGCAAUUCAGCAUUCCUUCGUUUGGGGCAGAUUCUUUAACGAUGGAAAGUGGGAGUCCGGAUGGAAUCCCUGUCAUUUGUUCUAAAUUCUAUUUCAUCUAAAUUCCUAUUUGCCAACACUGGAAAAUGUUAAUAAGGGAAAGCUUUUGCUUUUAGGGGUGUUGGUGCUCAGAGCUGCUCAGUAGCAGCAGUGAACGCCAACAUCCUCAAGAAAGGGUUCAAACCAUUAUUU
Molecule: messenger RNA, 3546 nt
Organism: Xenopus laevis (African clawed frog)
Lineage: Eukaryota; Metazoa; Chordata; Amphibia; Anura; Pipidae
Gene: glcci1.L
Product: glucocorticoid induced 1 L homeolog
Exons: 7
Coding region: 183-1574 (463 amino acids)
Cellular component (GO): cytoplasm
Source: RefSeq, a predicted model, not a curated record